Molecule: messenger RNA, 1345 nt
Organism: Sipha flava (yellow sugarcane aphid)
Lineage: Eukaryota; Metazoa; Arthropoda; Insecta; Hemiptera; Aphididae
Exons: 3
Coding region: 558-1202 (214 amino acids)
Source: RefSeq, a predicted model, not a curated record
ACUACAAUUUAUUAUUGUGAGAAAUUUUAUUUAUAGGUAGUAUUUACAACUGCGCAUUUUUUGAAUCAAAGCUGCGCAUUCUUCAUUUGGAGUUACGCAUAAUGUGUUCAAACGCACGUAAAAAUAAGCUCUGGCUCAACGUUCCGACGGAAUAAAAGAUUGUCGCCGUGUUAUCGCACGUUAUCAGUGACAUAGAGCCGAAGUGCGUCAUACAGCAAUAUUACUACACGAGCCCAUGUAAUGUACAGAUACCAUAAGUGAUAUUACUAUAUUUAUUAUUUUACUGUUCGGGACGCGUACGGCAAUUAUUGGCCGGAGAACGACACGCAAGCGGAACGUCGGUUUUCGGCUGCGUGCAGGUACGCCGUAAAUCGGAAAUCGUCGAGACGACGACGUCUGCCGAGUCCCGCAGACUUCCAGUGCGUCAUCCCCACGCCCGUCGACAGAGUACCAGUCGUGUACGGUAACGGUGUCGAACGAAACCGUGCGGUCUAACGAGCACUCGAGGUCCGGUGGCUAACGGAAUUCUUGACCGGAAAAAUGGAUUCGUCUCCGAAAUGAACCGCGUCACACACGUCACAAGUUUUACAAUAGCCAUGGAUUUGAAUCGGUCUCAAGACAUUUACUACGACUAUUUGUUCACCAUCAAUCCGAUUGCGGAACGCAUUCGCAAGGAUGUAGAUGCCACAAAAGAUGCGUAUCAAUCACUGUGGCACGGGCUGAGCUCUGACGAGCAAAGUAAAAUCAUUGAAGAGUCCAUUAUCACCCCAGAAACUGUGUUGAAGUAUUCAAAGUAUAAAAAAUCAGAUGGAAAAGAAUUUGAAGGUGGAUUUUCAUGGUUCACACGUAGUCAGUUGGAUCUUUGCAAACAUGUGAAUAGUGUACGGGAAAACUUUUUUGCUAAUGAAUGCAAGCCUGCAGUUUUGAAACAAAUUCCAAGCAAAGAAUCUCAAGACAAUAAAGUUAUCAGUAAAGUUAAAUCAAAUGCACAACUGAAAUCAUUAAUACCAACUGAAGACAAAAGCAAAAUUGUCAAAAGUGACAAGGCAAAGCCUAAAGCUCCUCCUCCUCCGCCACCGCAACAAGUCCCAAGUACUAAACAAACUGUUCAACAGUAUACACCUUAUGUUUAUGAUAAUGAUGAUAUUAAUGAUGAUGCUAAUAUACCAAAGACAGGAUUUGAUUUCUUGGAUGAUUGGUAAUAAUUGAUGUGCUAUAUAUAUAAUGUUCUAAAGGAAAAAAUUGGUUGAACAAAUUUUAUUUUCUUGAAUUUCUUUAUAUGUUGUGUACUCAUAAUAUAAUUCUUUUUAAAUGCUUAUAAAUUAUAGUUAUUAAUCAGUAAUCA